Molecule: messenger RNA, 782 nt
Organism: Daucus carota subsp. sativus
Lineage: Eukaryota; Viridiplantae; Streptophyta; Magnoliopsida; Apiales; Apiaceae
Exons: 3
Coding region: 1-600 (199 amino acids)
Source: RefSeq, a predicted model, not a curated record
AUGCAUAAUCUGUUUAAACCUUAUAAUUCACAUCACAAUUAUACUCAUAUUACACAGACCGUUCAUCUUAUCAGAAGAAAUCAAUUAAAGCCAAUAGUACUCGAGAAACUUGAAAAUUUGCCUGUCAAUCCUGAUGAUACUGAUGAGGAAAAGCUGGUACAAAUAUCUGCGGCUGAUAUAUAUUUGAAGACACGUAAACGAAAUCCUAAACGUGAGUACAAAAUACCAAAAAAGAUGGCUGAAGCGCUUGAAAAAAAAUUUGCCAAUGUUGAAAAAGCUCUAAACACCCAAGGUAUCGAGGCUGCUAAUCAAUUGGUUCGUGAUGGAAAGAAACAUGGCCCAUCUUAUCUGAUUGGAAGGCUUAUCCGCAAAAAGCAGGAAAAGCCAGUGACAGAAACUACAUCGCGCACAUUUUCGGUUCCAGAUGACUAUGUUUCAGACUUAACUGCUAAAAUCCGGGAUCAACUUGAGCAAGAGAUGAAUGAGAAGCUUGAUCAGAAAGUUCGUGAGAUGAUAAAAAAAUUGGUAGACAAGAAUCCAGAUUUAAACAUGCCCCUUGAUGACUCGGAAAAUUCGCCAGAACUGUCCAUUGAGUCUUAGACUCUUAGUAGUACUUGUCAUGGUUUCGCUGAAAAAUUCUUGCAUUAGAAGUUAAAUUAACUAUUGAACAAUGUUUAAGUUAGCUAUCUACUUUAUGUACAUUGAUGAUGGUACGUGCUAUAAGUUAGGUUGAAUUGUGAAUGUUUUUGGUUGGGGCGGCUUAGACCCUUUUAUGCUUUUGG